GUUUAUAUAACCUUCGCUGGUCGUCUUGGUUUCCGUGUUUAAAGAUGAACUUUAUCUAAGGAUAGUAAGAUUUACUAGCUCCAAAAACUUGAGUGGGGUUUACAAGUUAAGCGUUACUGGGACUAAAGUAGGGGCGGUCGUAAAUAAGCCAGUUACUUUAUAAAAGAUCGUAACGAAGUUCACAGCCAUGAAACUCUAUAUACAAAUUAGUGACGUAUAUCCUCACAAAUUUGUUACAUAGUUUACAAACGUUAACAAGUAUGGAUUAGCUAAAACUCACUUUGGUGUUUAAUUCUAACACAAAUUCAAGUACUUUUUUCCGCACGUAACUUAGAUCUGUAAAGUCACUUUUGGGUACGUUAUUAAGCUAUAAAUUACUGAAGUUCACUUAAGCAUGACUAUAGUCAUAUAUUUCGAUAUAACAAUUUUUUAUAAGAAUUUACAUUAAAGUGCUUUUCUAGUGAAAAUCAUAUGUAGCAAAACUGCACUGUUCGAAAUUUUAGAUUAUGUUUGCUCAGUAAAAAGUGGAGUAAUAUUAAAAUCGAGAAUUCAUGGCAAUAUAAAGAAUAAGUGUCCCAGUGUUAAUGUGAAUGGUCAUCGUUUAUAUCAAUCAGCGUCUCUGGGUUACCAAUAUGUACUGGUUAGGAUUCACAUACGAGACGAACUAGUUUCUAAAUCAUGCAAACCCAACUUGGUUCAUGUACUCGUUUAAAGCUAAUUGACUGUCUGAAUAUCAAAACAUGGUUGGAGAUCAAGAGAUUUAAUCGUCAAGCCAUCGUAAAAUUACUUGAAAACCUUUUUUACGGAUACGGACUCUUAAUAUUAGAUACAAGGCCAACGUUAUUUUUAGACGCCCCAAAUGCCUUGGUACGGCCGAGGGUGGGGUAAGUCCGCUCUCCUUCUCGAAAUGCUCUCACACCAUGGGUGUUGUCUAAGGAAUUGUGAGGACGAAAAGCGAAUGUCCGGCGCUUUAACCGGGUUGAUGAAUAUGGAGGACCCAAACCCUGAUUCCAAACCAAUGGUGCACAUGGGCUCCAGGAUUCUGAGGAAACAAAUGGCGUACGGACCGAUUGUUGGUCCCCGGCUACCAUAGGAUUGCAUCUCCUGAUGUUUCUCCACUGCCUUGUGGAUCAGUCCUUCAAAUCGAAGACUCCAAGUGCGCCUCCCCCCAAGUAGACCAUCUGCUUCGUUUCGGGCACCCAGGAAGUAUCACAGCUCACACACAAAUCAAGUGACUUGUGUGGCACAUAUGUAUUCAGCGCCCCUUUGUAUCAAUAUUUAUGUGUUCAAAUAAAUAAUUUUCAGACACUCAUAGUUACUGAGUAUGAGUUCUGUUUCUUUAUAAAUUUCACUUUCUAAAAUAGUCGGUCUUCUAGACUUACAGGGAAAAAUACAGCUGUUAGUUAUAACAUUUGUGAAUUUAUACUACUCGGUGGUGUUUCAUUCCUUAUGAAUGUCAGAGUGCACAUGGGCUCCAGUAUCCUGCGGGAACAAAUGGUGUAUGAACCAAUCGUUGGUCACCGGCUUCCAUGGGACUGCAUCUCCUUACGAUGCUCCACUGCCUUGUGGAUCAGACCUUCAGGUCGAAGGCCCGGGCAGUAUCACAGCCCUCACACAUAUCGAAUGAGAUUUGUGUGGCGCAUAUAUAUUUGUUGCCUCCUUGUACCAAUAUCUAUGUGUCAAAAUAAAAUAAUGUCAGAGCGGAAUUUCUGUUGAUCAUUCUCUUUACAAUCGGGUUGUAUAGAUUAUGAUGUUCAAUUGUAUACGUGAAACCACACUUUAAUUUUACUAUUUCCACUUUGAGUUUGUGCUAACUCAAGUAUUUGGAUAUACGCCUCUUUAGCUUAGCGUAUGUUUCGUUUAUUCAAGUCUAAACGAUGUUUAAUAAUUUUGUAAUUUAUACAGUAGGCCUGUUCAAACCAAUGAAUCUUACAAAAGAAGUUGAUUUCGGACCGAUUCGUGGAAGGGGUCUUGUUGCUGCUCAAUUUAUAAAUCCUGAAGACAUUCUUUUUUCAGAAGACCCUCUAAUAUGCUGUCAGUUUUCAUGGAACAAGCUCUAUGGAUAUAAAGCUUGCGAUCAUUGUUUAUGUCCACUCGAAACAUCGGAGGAGAAUGCUAGAAGACUUACUAACAAUCCGUCGCUUGUAUUACCUUAUCCAGAGGCAUCAUUUCACUGUAGCCAAACUGUUCACUGUCCUAAUUGCUUAGCUAACUACUGUUCCCCAAACUGUCUCGAAUCAGCUGCUCUUACAUAUCAUUCUCCAAUGUGUAUGGCAUCCAUCGAAAAAGGCAAGGAAAAUCCGUUAGAAAAAUUAGACAUAAUCUGGCGACAGUCUCAUUAUCCUCCAGAAAGUGGUACUAUCUUUUUACUCGUUCGUAUUGCUUCUGCAUGUCUAUCAGCGUGUCUUAUUGGUUCAUCGACCUCACAGCAUUUAGUUGAAGCACUAAGACAGUUUGUUUCUAGUACAAGUGCAAUGAUCAAUGAAAAUGCAAAUGAUAUUCUCUAUCAUCAAAUACUUGGUGAUCAGUUUGCUACAUAUAUCGAAGAGAUUCAUAGUACAUUUAUUGAAGUACUCUUAUUUUUAUGUCAAAAGUUUAGUCAUGCUACAUCUUAUGAUGAAUGCAUUCAAACCCUGCAAAAAGCCGGGAUAAACACAUUAUUAGAGAAAAAUCAUUUUACAAGUGCUUUAUGUCUGAUUAGUCGUAAUGGUCAAGGUAUUGCAACAAGUGCUUUCAGUGUCUGGGUUAAUCAGGCUGGAAAAUUAGUUGAUACAACAAAUGAACAAACAUCUAAUGAAUUUAAUUCGUUUGUCGACCGGCUAUACUCGGCAAUUGAUGAUCACGUCGGUUCUUUUUUGGACAACGAAGGGGUCGGUUUAUAUUACUACCAAAGUCGGAUUAAUCAUAGUUGUUCACCGAAUGCAAUAAUUCGUUUCAGUGGAGUCAAUAGUCGAUUAUCUGUGGUUGCAUUGACACCGAUUCAAGAAGGUGAAGAAGUCACUAUCUCCUAUUUGGAUCAUUGUCUACAAUCACGUGGUCGUCACACAAGACGUAAAUACUUAUCAUCAAAUUAUUUGUUUUGGUGCGAUUGCCCUAAGUGUGAAAUGGAAAAGAUUGAUGGUGCAUUAAGCGUGACAUCCUCAUCUGAAGACGAUGAAGAUGGUGAUGACUAUUGUACUCAACAAGACAAAUGUGAAUAAUUUCAUGAAAACUCGUCAUACCCUCCCACCCAACCACUCACCCUCAAUACACAUGAAAUAAGCUAUUUUGACAAAUUCUUUGUAUGAUAAUUUGUGUAAAAUAAAAUUUAAAUCAUGAAUAAUCCUUUUGGUAAUUGUUCUUGCUCUGUUACGUUGUUAUUGAUUGACUGAACAAUUGUUUGAUAAAGAUAUCUGUGUCCAGCUCAAACUAAAAUAGACGUGAAGUAGAAUACCAGUCUCUUUACAGAUUGUCAAAAUUUAAGCGUUUGCACGACUGAGAAAGUCACGUAGCUAACUCUUAAUUUAACUCUUUUUCGUCAUUAGUUAGUCACUAUUGAAAAUUAUCUCUGAACAUGGGUAAUUCUAAACAAAUCAAGAAUUAAUAUUACCAUUAAGUCAGAAGUGAAAUCAGUCUUAAUCCACAUUUACUAUGCACGACAAACAUUGUGAAACGUAGAAAAUUAUGACAAGAACCAACUCAGAUUGCUUUUAUUUAAAGACUGGACGAAAAACAGUUCAGUAUUUAUGCCUCCCUCUUAAUUGUAGUAUACCAAGACAAACGUUUGCAUAAAUUCUAGAAGGGAAGGUCAAUAGAGCCAUGGGCUAGUAGCUAAGGUGUUCAACCUUCAGCCAUCAAGUCCCGGGUUCAAACCCCACCCCAUCUGCUCCUCUUUGGCAACCAGGUUGUAAAAUAAGCCUUCACAUUUAAAGUAUGCCUGAUACCCAAGAAAUGAGAACCAAACCCUUUUUCAAAAAAUGACACUAAUGUAUAGCUUUGGCUUAACGGCUAAAACACUCGGUGUUAGAUUUAUGUUUUAUAACUGUAUUACUCAUGGGUAACGCGUUUUUACGUCACAAUCCUCUUUCGUACGCUUCAUCGAAUAAUCGUGAACUAACUGUUCUCUUAUUGGUCGAUACACAUUUUGCACGUCCAGCCAUAUUGAACUAGUCACGUUUUGCUCGUCUAUGCUAAGUUUAUCACCCUCAAUGUGAUUUCUAAAUUAAACUAAUUAUUUUUUUGUUUUAGUACCAUUUAUUAUUUGUAUGUAUUCAUACAUAAAUAUUCCUAUAAGUCAAGACAGUUUUCUUACGUUAACCAACCUCGGAUUUGUUAUUCUGGCUAAUCUGACGCUCAGUUUUUAACCAACAAGGUACAGGUUUGAAAUUAAGCUUUAUCUGAUUGAGUCUCGGUAGCCAGGUUCUAUCAUUAGCCCUCAUAUAGACAGCAUGACUUUGCGUUUCAAAUACAUAGACUUAGACUUGGUAAGAAUAAUUUAGAUUAAUUAAGUACUAUAACCGAACUAUGGUCCAUUUGUGAUUAGAAAUACUAAUUUUAAUUACCAUAUUGGGGAUUAAGACAAGCACGUUAUUAUACAACCAGAUUUUACAACGGUUUUGUAAUAUAAACAUGCAAAUUACUCGAUUAAAUAGUAGUAAACUGAUACAUUCGGGGAUAUCUGCUUGACUAUAAGCCAUAAAAUCUUGUCGAAACUUUUGUUUUUACUUUAUUCUUAAGGUUUAUCUUCAUGUUCAUGGGACCUAUAUUUCUUGACUGGUAAAUUCUACAUAUGAUUCCCGUUACUUUAUAGACAAAUUGAUCUCUUUAGUAUGCAAAACUUAUUGAAGACAGAAAUCACAAAUGACAUAGAUAAAUCUAAACAAAGAAGUGUAUGCAAAUCAAAUAUGUUGUUUGAUACUGUUUUUAUAUAGAUGCAGUUUGAUGUUGUUUGUGUUAGUACCCAGCAACAGUGAAAUCUAAACUGGCUUCUGGGAAUCUUCUCGUCUUUACAUCUGUACGUUAAUCAGUGCUGCCUCUUUCUCCUUGAGACUAAAACAACCUAUACCAAUUGAUAUAGGGGCUUGUAGAGAUUGAAUUUUUAUGGUUUGCACCACUGAUUGAUCUUAGUUACACAACCAGUAUUCACUGGACAGCUAUUUCAUCGUAGUAUAAAACUCCUUAACAAUGCCCAUUCAAUACCUCGAGUGGGAUCAAAUCCAGGACCUUCUGGUCCGAACCUUUAGACCACUGAGCCGACAUCUGACGGUUUGUAUAUCUAACUUUGGUUAAUUCAUAAUAUUGCGCGAUUACCUCCCAUUGUUUUUUUGGUUAACUGCCUUUCUCUCACGGCUUCUCACUAGAACUUCGGUAACUACCUCUCAAAUAUGGUCAUUAGUGAAUAUUUGGUUACAGUUGCAUUACAGGUUUGUAGCGAUUGUUGAAUUUUCUUAGUUUUCAUCACGUAUCUGAAAGACUUGGGCUCGAUCGUCAGUGGAAUCGUGGAUAUACACUGUUGAUGAGUCUCAUACUAUGACGGAACAGUUAUCCAGUUUCAAUGCCUUCUUAUUUUUCAGCGGUUGUAUAACUUUUACAUAAACUCUGAUUACACAGAUCGAGUCAAACAUACUUAAUGUAACUGAUUGACAAAGUGGAUAGUGUAUUAGUCGACACUUCAGCAAAUAAGAGAAUGGUAUAGGUCGCUUUUAAUAUUAGGAGGGGACUAGACAAAUAUUCCUACUUAUAUCAAAACCCCUUAUAAGUUUAUAGACCUAGCACACUCCCACAUCUGGUCAGCAGGUUUUUUCCAAGCAUGACACAACUAAUCGGUUACUGGGUCGAAUUCUAGAAAGUUCUGAGCUUUCAUUUCUUACUAGUUUGAACUCAUCAUUAUUAAAGUAUAUUUGUAACCUUGAUUGAACCGAUGUUCCUCGUGGGAUUCGAAAUAGUGCCGUAAUUGAGGAUGUCACCGUUAAGCUGUUCUGAGAAUAACUGAUCUGUCAAACUUUGAUGUUGAGUCACCUAAAAGUGAUAGCUGCACUUCAACUCCACCUGUAGAAUUUAAUCACUACCUAAAGACUACAAUGCAGGAUUCGGCAUUAUUCAGUGACAAACUGGUUUACCUAAUAGUUUUCCGGCUUAGUUAAAAAAUUUAUUUGGCUUAGAUUUCUAUUUAACAAAAUGAUUCUAUAAUGAGAGUACUUUCUAUUUCAAUUUCUUCUUAGUGUGAACGCCUGUUCUGUUGUUUCCGUAGUUCCGACGUCGACGACAACGACAAUUCACAGAUCCGUUAUGAAUCCUACUCGGAACGUGGCGGUGGUGGGGGACCCGUAGACUUAGAGACUCGUAGACGAUUACAAGUAGAAGCCAUCGAACGCCGAUUAGCUGAAAGUGAAUCACGUGGGAUUGGAGAUCUUGCAAAAGUUAGAAGAAAACAAGAACGUAUUGAAGAGUUAGAAAAGAAACAGUAUAGUGAUAAACCAUCAGAUAAUACAUUACGAUGGAAUGUCAGUUAGUUGGACUGUAUAAAAUUAUAUUAUUCACUUCGUUUCUUUCUGAAUUCUUGUAAGUAGAUCAUGAUGUUAUACUCUUCUAAAAUUAUUGUUGAAGUACAUUCAUUAUUAUUUAUGCUGCAUAAUAAUAUUUUGUCAAAUAAUGGUCUUUUAAUCAAGUUUCUUUUUCGAAAAUUUAUACAUAAUUUCAUUAUUUAAUAAUAAAUCAACUUUUUAUUAAUUGGACUAACCAACUUAUUGAAAUUUUCACAUUGACUAUAAUUCGUGUCACGUGAUUAGGUAAUGCCAACGUUAUAAAACAGAUAUCGACUUAAUUUGUAAAAAAAAAUUUGGCAACCACUAACUUUUGAUUUUAGUUGUUUAAAGACAUUUCACUCCCUACGAAAGCUGAAGAUAAUCUGUACUGUCCUAAUAAGGAGGAGUCUUACUCCCGAAUAAAGCAUUUUUCUAGUACUUCCUAGUAUUUUAGUUAAAUUCCAUUCUCAACAACCACUUGAUUUACUUUUAUUUCCAAAUCAUGACUUUAAGUUAUAGUGGUAUUCAACUCCUGUGAACCGAAAUAUGUAUCAUUCCUUCUUUUAUCAAAUUUGUUUUCGAAUUUAGUGUUGGUGGAUUUUACGCGCAUAUCAAAAGUAUUGUCAGAUUCUCUAGAAUAAUGUACUGAAGGUUGUCUUGGCUUUUCAAACAUGUAACUCUAUAUACCUACAUAACUGGUUUUUACCUAUUAAUUUGAGAAUUCAAGUUGAUUUCGCCCAUUUUGAUUCAUUUGACGUAUUAGUAUCGAAAAAGCCUUUACACAAUAAGUCUAUGUGAAACUUUAUUGCACGUAUAAAUAGAUACUAUGAUUUUCCAAAUGCGUUGCUCUCUACUUUUGUUUUACAAUUUAAAAGUAUUUCAUAUUAAGAAUUAUAUUCAGUCCGAUUUCAUGGUGGAGUAAAGUGGUUUUGUAUCUAAUAGUCAUCUAAUUGGUUGCUUAAUUGAUGCACGAUUUGGUGAAUUGUAGGGCUUAAACUAAUUUGUGGAUAUCUCACUGACUUGAUUGAAUGAGAACUUUGCACUGAAGUGGCUUAACUGGCUGACGUUAAACUAAAAAAUUUAUUCAUAUGUAAUUUAAGUAUGAAAACAAGAAUCCUGUUCUUAUGGAUAAAUCUUUCCUGAUUGCUACCUGACGCCAUAUGUCAUAAGUCUAUUUAGUUUUUGAGUAAGUGAAAUCAAGUUUCUGUAGGUAUUUAUGAUUAGUUUAAGACAUAUUAGUUCAUUUCAGAUAGUCAAUUUAGGACUUCAUAACUUUCUGAAUAUUCUUCGUUUAACAACUUUGCUCCUUCCUAGUUUGACCUCACCUUGUAUAAUUUUGCUCUUUGUAAACUACUUCUAACUUAUACCCUGCAAACGAACGAUCUCAUUUUAUGGUCAAUAUAUUUGAUUAUCUGUGAAACAAUCGGAUUUCUAAAUAUAUGUUUACCCAACUUUAUUAAAUGGUAGACGGAUCUUUUGGUACUCUCAAUUAUGUAUUUUGACAUCUUUCAAUAUCCCACUAGGAAUUUUUAUUACUUUGAAAAUAAAGUACAACUCCACUCUUAUUUAAAGAUGAGUUUACAAGCUGAAUUAAAGUUUAAUUUCUUUCACUUCAAAAGUUGAAAGUAGGCAUCAAAUCUGAUAAAUUUAUGUAAUCAAACUUUCAGUAAAUGUUAGAGGCCGAUAUUAGGUGGGUGGAUUUAGUUGACGGGAAACCAACCGAGGAUUCGUACUAAUUAUAUUCUCUGUUAUUUGUACAUAUAAAAAAAUUGGUAUGUUAGAAAAGUGAUCAUGUCUAUUAAACAUAUUUCGUACAAUUAGUUGUAUCUCAAAAAUCUACUUACUAAAACAGUCAUAUACAUGAGCAGAGAUAGAUGGUGGCUAGCAGUGGAAUCUAGGACGCGCGUUUCGUCCUAAUUGGGACUCGUCAACUGG
This is a messenger RNA of Schistosoma haematobium, 8438 nucleotides long. RefSeq names its product SET and MYND domain-containing protein 5 (gene SMYD5). Gene Ontology annotation, molecular function: protein binding. Bases 1878 to 3200 code for a protein of 440 amino acids. Lineage: Eukaryota; Metazoa; Platyhelminthes; Trematoda; Strigeidida; Schistosomatidae. The transcript is spliced from 3 exons. The record is from RefSeq and is a predicted model, not a curated record.